AUGGCUGCAAUAUUCAAGUUCAUAGAAGGAUGUGUACCCGCAGUUUGUUGGAGACAUGUUGAUAGUGGUGCAGUCUUGUUAAGAUCAUCCGCGGCAUUGUUUAGAAGGGGUUUGAAGGACUCAAGAUGCAAAGCAGACGAGAAAUAUCUGGUGGCAGUCACUUCACGCAGUGAGGCGUCCACUAACAAGCUGGUCGUGUUUACAGAGCAAUUGAGACAGUCUGGAGGUGGUAUACUGAAUUCAUCGCAACAGCAAGUGACGCAGAUGACAGGACAACUUACCCCAGCGGAAGGCGAGACUUUCUAUUAUCCCAACACCAAGUUUGUAUAUGGCGAAGGAAUCCCUGAUUUCAAGGCUGUCAAGCAGAGUGCAUACAAGCUACAAGCAGUUCUGUCAAGUAGGAGUGAUUUGAGGUAUGGACUCUCUUCCAGUGAUGACAGUAAAUGGCUUUCUUCUCUGGAGGAUUCUGAUUGGCUUAGUCAAGUCAGCGAGCUGCUCCAGACUGCCACUCAAAUCUCGGUUGCUAUGGAGUGUGACAAGUCAUCGGUUCUGAUCAGCUAUGAAGAUGGCAUUGACAGAACAGCUCAGGUAUCAAGUCUGUCUCAGUUGCUCCUUGAUCCAUACUACAGAACAGUUGCUGGUUUUCAGGUGUUGAUUCAGAAGGAGUGGCUGUCAUUUGGUCACAAAUUUUAUGACCGCACCCUCCUGUCUCAGACUCAGGAUGAACACAGUCCUGUGUUUCUUCAGUGGUUGGAUUGUGUUUGGCAGGUCCUGGAACAGUUUCCGUUCGCUUUCGAGUUCAACAGCCUUUUGCUUGAGGUGAUUGCCGAACACGUGUACUCAUCUCGAUUUGGAACGUUUAUUGUCAACUCUGAACGCGAGGGAGAAGAGGAAGAUAUCGAGGAGAAAACCACCUCCCUUUGGACUUGGUUGAACGUUGUCGCAAUGUCGAAGCCUGACAAGUUCAAAAAUAUGCGAUAUAGCAAAAAUCAGCAACAAAGAGUUCUCCAUCCUCAGUACAGAAUACCUUAUCUUAAACUAUGGUCUUCACAUUACGUCAAUCGCCAUCGUUACGAUCAUGUACACGAUGCUUCUAAAGCAGCUGAGCUACAGGCGCUGAAACUUGAGCAACUCUACAAGUCGCUGUUGGACGAAUAUUCUCGACUGUUAAAACGCUUGGCAGCUGUGGACUCGGAAGAUUGUUCCUCCAAGAUGUCUUUUUACACAGCUACUCUUCACCGAGCCUUACGAAAAAAGAGCUCCAACGAUCAUUUGGGUGUUUUCAAUCAUGGGCACAGCAACAGCUCGCUUGAUCACGCUCUCGACGAAUCCGGGACUUGGCCAAGUGUGGCCUCCAACUUGUCUGAAGAGGACCCGGAUCCUAUGGCGUCAUCUAUGACGUCGUUACCGCCCUCGAGGCGCAUGACGCGUAGUCGGUCGUUGGAUGACAUGUUAGACAUUGACAGCCGCCAUAGGAGAGUUCUGAAAAAAACUACUAGUCUUAAACGUCGCGUUGGGAGUAGUAAAUUCUACACGGAACAGAUUCUGAACGCUAUAAACAAGGGUACGAAUACGUAG
Messenger RNA from Orbicella faveolata, 1578 nucleotides. RefSeq lists its product as uncharacterized. Lineage: Eukaryota; Metazoa; Cnidaria; Anthozoa; Scleractinia; Merulinidae. Gene Ontology annotation, molecular function: guanyl-nucleotide exchange factor activity. The record is from RefSeq and is a predicted model, not a curated record. Gene Ontology annotation, cellular component: membrane; cytoplasm.